Messenger RNA from Desarmillaria tabescens, 1214 nucleotides. RefSeq lists its product as uncharacterized. The coding region runs from base 96 to 1151 and encodes 351 amino acids. Lineage: Eukaryota; Fungi; Basidiomycota; Agaricomycetes; Agaricales; Physalacriaceae. The transcript has 3 exons. The record is from RefSeq and is a predicted model, not a curated record.
AUUGCAUCACGACGUUACAGUGCGAAGAACAUGUUCACCAAUAAGCGUCACCCUCAACCCGCCACCUUCACCAGUCACCAUUCAAUCUCGCGGCAAUGAAAAGUAGCCUUUUGCAGGCUGUCCUAUACGGUGGACUCAGCUGCAUAGCCAAUGAAACAAAUUGCCUAGCCAACUCCUCCAUUACCACUCUGGUCGACUUGGCUGAUUGCUUCAACAAUUACACUGUUCGAAAGGAUUAUUACAACCUAGAGACAUAUGCUGCAGCACAACCGGAUUCUGCACAGCUGGAGUCAUGGGACGAUUUGAUCACUUCGCUCUUAUACGUCGAUAACAACUGCACUUCCGUCGCAAUUCCUCCCAGCCUCCAGGACGUCUACACCAUUUCAAUAUUUGACUCGUACUGCGUGCUCUCUGAGAAAUAUGUCAACGAGAUGAAGUUUUAUGACAAGGGAUGGGGUUUAUUUAUCGUCCCUUCCUCGCGCAAUGGGAUCACACGUAACAUUCACCUCGCGAUGCCGCAUCCUUUAUUUGACUUCAGAACUCCCGCUCAAGCUGUGUCGCUUUUCAACAUGACCGGCGCAAGGAGUUUAUUGAUUUCUGGGAGACAUCGGAGGGCAUAUAAUUCGUCUACGGAUUGCGUACCAUCGACAAAGAGGACUACAUACUAUAAAACCGAUCCCACUCAUGACGUCAAGGAGCCUUUCAGUGCCGCGAGCAGGGCUAUAUGGGCAUGGCAGAAUGACAACGGCGGCUGCCCGACGAGUAGUUGCGCUUUCAUCCAGCUUCAUGGAAAGUCUCCCAAUACUUGCCCUACUGAUCAAAUGUUUCUAUCAAGUGGUCUGAGAAAUUCGACAUGGUAUGCAGACGACAUCGACAGACCUAUCAAGAGAAUUCGGAUGAAGUUGAAGGAUUCGUUUCCGAACUGGAACAUCUCGCUUCCGUCGGACAGUCCUUGUAUUUUCGCCGCAACGGAUAACAUUUUUGGGAGGCUCGUAAACGGAGUGGAGGAAUCGAAUGUUUGCAACGAGGCUGCCACUGCGGAUCGUUCGACCGGUGCAUUUGUUCAUAUCGAACAAGCUCCUGUGGCAACUUUUCAGGACGCGUAUACUGGGUGGACUGAGGCUUUAUUGGCUGCUUUUGAUCCAGCAUAAAAAUUUGUCCCCGCAUUGUUACCCUUUUCGGACCGAUCAAUAUAUUUAUUUGUUCCCAUUUUC